GUUUCUGUCCGCGUUGGAGGUGCCGAGCCCCUUGCCGUCGUCGCCGCCGCCGCCGCGUGACGUGGCAGAGUCUGAGCUCCAGCGCGAGCGGCGGACGUGGUCUCGGCAGUAGGUCGACCUCGCUCGCCCGCCCGCCGCAGCCCUUUCCUGCAGCCUUUCCCGCGCGGCGCCCGCUCCCUUCCCCUCUCCCCCACCCCCGCGCCGCCCCGCUCACGAAGCCGGUUCCCACCUGCAGAGCCUCGGCGCAGGUCCCGACAGCGCCGGCGCCGUCCGCCUCCCCUUGGCUUUGCCCUCUUGCAGCCUCUCGAGGGCCCAAGCGGGGGAACCCGGGGAACGCCGCGAUGGGCCUCACCAUCUCCUCCCUGUUCUCCCGCCUCUUCGGCAAGAAGCAGAUGCGCAUCCUGAUGGUUGGUUUGGAUGCUGCAGGAAAAACAACCAUUCUGUAUAAACUGAAAUUAGGGGAGAUAGUCACCACCAUUCCCACUAUUGGUUUUAAUGUUGAAACAGUAGAAUAUAAAAACAUUUGCUUCACAGUAUGGGAUGUUGGUGGUCAAGAUAAAAUUAGACCUCUUUGGAGGCAUUACUUCCAAAACACACAGGGUCUCAUUUUUGUGGUAGACAGCAAUGACCGUGAGAGAAUUCAGGAAGGAGCAGAAGAGCUUCAGAAGAUGCUUCAAGAAGAUGAGUUGCGUGAUGCAGUGCUCCUGCUUUUCGCUAACAAGCAGGAUUUGCCAAAUGCUAUGGCAAUAAGUGAAAUGACAGAUAAAUUAGGUCUCCAGGCCCUUCGCAACAGAACUUGGUAUGUUCAAGCCACCUGUGCUACACAAGGAACUGGUCUGUAUGAGGGACUUGAUUGGCUGUCAAAUGAACUCUCAAAACGUUAAAUCAGACUGGAUAACCAAGGACACCUUUGAUAGAAUUGGUCUAGGCUUGUUAAAACAACAUUAGUUUGCAUCUUGGUUAUUAAACAGUAUCCAGAACUGGUUGAGCAGAAAAUUGCAGCAUUUUAAAACUUUAUUUUGUUGCCAUUUAUUGUUUACCAAGUUUUAUGUUGCUACUAUAGCAUUAUGCUUGGAUUAGAUUCUCCUUAACUUUAAGAAAAGGGUUUUUAUCUGAUUUUACUUUCCCUAGUCUAAAAGCCUGGACAUAGCAAUUUUGACAUCCUUACAUGAAUGUUUUGAAUUUUUUUUGAGGCCCAAUGAAUAUUUUAAAAAUUUCCCCUGCUACUUUAGUUUACUGAUACCUUAUGUCAUUCCUUGGGCAGUCUGCUGAUUUUUAAAAAAAUGUAGCAUUCCAUUUGUAUUUAUUUUUCUCCCUUGCCAAAAAGACUUACUAAUACUGCUUGUGCCAGCCAAGAAAAUGCUCUAAAACACUAUUCAGAUGUACUGCACUGAGCAACAUUUUGAUUAACCCUUGGCUUCCAUCGGCUCAGCUUACCUUGGUGCGAAUUGGAUUUGACGGAUAGAAUAGUUCUAUGCUGGUUGCGGAAGUUCAUUUUGAGAUUUUUUUUUAAAUAUUCAGCAGGCUGUCUUUCUUUUCAUUGUAUCUCUUAUGUUGCAUGUUGCUUUUGGUAUCAGCCUGAUUGUUUUUGCCCAGUGUAUUAUAGGUCUGCUGUUUUAUUGUUCAUUGGUGAACACAUCUUCAUGAAGAAUGACUUUGAAAAAUUCUUCAAACUCGAUCAUUAGUUUCUUCAUAACCCACUUGGAAUUAUUCCUAAUAAAAUGAUAAAUUGUA
Ornithorhynchus anatinus (platypus) is the source of this 1734-nucleotide messenger RNA. It is a transcript of the gene ARF4, whose product is annotated as ADP ribosylation factor 4. The record is from RefSeq and is a predicted model, not a curated record. The transcript is spliced from 6 exons. Gene Ontology annotation, biological process: vesicle-mediated transport; intracellular protein transport. The coding region runs from base 342 to 884 and encodes 180 amino acids. Lineage: Eukaryota; Metazoa; Chordata; Mammalia; Monotremata; Ornithorhynchidae. Gene Ontology annotation, cellular component: cytoplasm; plasma membrane. Gene Ontology annotation, molecular function: GTPase activity; GTP binding.